Messenger RNA from Tetrahymena thermophila SB210, 3246 nucleotides. RefSeq lists its product as hypothetical. The record is from RefSeq and is a predicted model, not a curated record. Lineage: Eukaryota; Ciliophora; Oligohymenophorea; Hymenostomatida; Tetrahymenidae. The transcript is spliced from 6 exons.
CAACUAAGUAAUUAGUAUUAAUUUGUAAAUAUAAUAUUUGUUGCAAUGUCUCAAAGUAAUUCAACAGUUGUAGUUAAAACUUUUUAGCCUUCCUAAAAAGAAGAGAAGCUUAAAAGUAAAUUGUAUGCAAAUGCAGGGUAAACUUAAAAAAGAUAAAUUUAGUAAGCUAGCAUAAAUAAACCUGCACGCUCUUCCUCAUAGUAGAAUUCUUAGAAUUAAUAAAACACAAAUUAAAUUUAGUAAGCGUAAUUGAAUUAGCAGUAAAUCUAAUAAAAUGCUACAAACCCUUCUUAAUUUUAGCAAAUUUAUAAUUAAAUUCCUGAUCAAAAAGUUGAUUAAUUCCUCAAAUAAAUGGAGAAUGAAUUAAGCAAUUUAAAUAAAAAAUAAGUAUCGAUAGGAAUGCUAAACUCUCAAGCUCAAAUUUUAAAGGAAUAAAAUGAAAUUUUAAACGAAAAUUAAAAGUAAUUACAGGUGCUUAUGCAUUAGAUUUAGAAUGAAGAUAAAUUGUCUAAAUAAAAAAAUGAAUUGAUAGAGUAAAAUAAGAAGGAAUUGCAGAAGUUAUUAGCACCAAUUAAUGAAUAAAUUCAAGAGAUAAAGAUGAUUUAUGAAUAGACUAAGAAAAGCUAGAAGGAAAUAUCGUUUUAAAUGGAUAAAUCUCCUGCAGCUGCUGGAAACUUUCAAUAAAAUCCUCAACUGAAUUAAAAUUUAUAGGAUUUUUAAAAAGCUAAUUCUUCUUUGAAAAAUAAAUUAGAGAUAACAUCAUAAAAUUUAAAUGGAUUUCUUCCUGAAAACAUGAACGCUUUUGCAAAUAUGACAAAUUUCAACAUUGAUUUAUACACUAAAACAAUUAAUAAUUUAAAAAACCAAAUUUUAGAAUUGCAGAGAGAUGCUCAGAAAGCUGAAUUUGAAUUAGAAGAAAGAUAGGAAAAACUUAACAGACUACCUAAGUAAUAAGAAAUACUUAUUCCAAUUUAAGAAAAUAUUUAAGCUCAAGUUGAAAAUAUCGAUUUUGUUUCUUCUCGCUAAAUAGUAAAUAAUAAGCUUGGAGGAGAAUUUGAUUAUGAAUUAUAUAAUGAAUCGUUGAAUGAGCUUUAGUCUGACUAUGAAUAAUUAUGGAGAGAGUAUUAGUAAGAGUUAUCAAUUCACAGUGUACACAUCCCAAAAAUAAGUUUAACUUAAGCAGAAAUAAAUGAACUUUCAUAUAAGAUGCCUAGUGUUUUAGAUGAUAUUAAAUUAAGACUAGGAUUAGACCCAUCUAAGCCUAUGAAAAACCCUAAUCUUAGAAUUAAAUAAAGAGAGUAAUAGCAAAAUUACAUUGAUAUGGCAAGGUAAGAUCCUGAUCCAAUUACAAAUUAUGCAAAAAACCAAACUCUUAAACCAAAAAAUUUAGAAACAUUAAAAUCCGAGCCUGUUCCUUGCCCAAGAGAAGUAAAAUACGAGAAACUAAAUUAAUCUUAUAAGGUUCAAUAUGACACCUUACUCGUAAAUAAAUAGCAAUAAUAGGAUCAUUAAAAUUAAAGGAGCUCAUUAGCUGAUAUUCCUUCGUUUUCUAAACCUGCUCCUUAUGCUAAAAUCACUGCUCCUUAACAAUAAUAGUAGCCUUAAAGCUAAGUUUUUUAUCCAAAAUCUAAUGUUUCUUCAAUGAAUGAAAUUAAGCGUAAACAAUCCGGUGGAAUUCAAAAUAAAUUAUAAGGAUCUCACUAAAAAAAUAAAAGCAUACAAAUGAAAUCUUUAGUUGACAAAGAUAUGGAUUAAGAGCUUUAAGAAUAUGAAGAAGUAGAAGAAGAUUAUGAGAGAUAUCUUAAAAUACAAAUGGACGAAAAGAUUACUCAAAAUCUUAUUAACCCUUACAGAGAUAACUAGUUGACCUUUUAAAAAAAGUAGGUACCAUCACAAGAUUAAUAAGAAGAGUAAGAUGAAUAAAUUUAAAUUUCCUUAGCUAAAAAUUAAUUUUUACAAUAACCACUUGAUAAAGAUUCAUUAAAAGAUAUAUUUUUACAAGUCCUUUAAGAAAAUAAAGAAUAAAUUUUUGGUAAUCUUCUUCAAAAUAAUUAAAAUGACUUUAAUUAAAAUAAUUCAAAUGAUUAAAACGCCAGAAGAAAACUUAGUGAUUUAAUAAUCAAAAAAGAUAAGAACGACAGUUAAGUGUCUCCCUUAAAAAAUUCUUCAUUUAUCAAUUAAAUAAACUAAAAUAACUCUCAGUAGUAAUUUUAGCAGUAAUAAUAAUAGCAAUAGUAACAGCAAUAGUAGUAAAAUUAGAACUAGUAAUCAUAAGUAGGAAGACUAAGUUUGCAAGGAAACUUUUAGGAUUAUACACAAAAUUUUAAUAUUUAAUAAUAAUCUUAAGAUUUAGCAAUGAAUUUUUUAAAUGUUAUAAAUUCAACACUAGCUUCUGUAAACUAAGCUGUAAAUAAAGCAUAAAAUCUUAAUUAAAACAAGAAAAAACAUGGCCUUGAUUUUGAAGAGGUCUCAGAGGGUAGUCUAGAGGAUGAUAGCAUGGAAGCUGGAGUUUAAAAUAUAUCUAAAAAACCUCCAGUAUAAUAUCCAUAAAAUAAUUAGUUUAGUUAAUAUGGAGGAGGUUAAAUUCCUACCCAAAACUUUAAUAGAUAAAUGCAGCAAUAGCCUUUUGGAAUGACUUUAAAUCCAUUUUAGUUAUAAUAAUAGCAAUAAUAAAUGAUGAUGAUGGGAGGUGUUAACAUGCCUUAACCAAUUUAUCCUGGAAUGAUGAUGCCAGCUACUUGGAUGGCUCCACCUCCUAUGCCAAAUGCUAUGCAGUAUAAUAAUAAUAUGGGAAAUAACUAAAAAAUUGAUUAAGAAAUAGAUGAUAAGAAAAUAAAUUUAAAUGAGUACUACAGAGAAUAUUAAUUAAGUGAUACAGAAACAGUAGUAAACUAAAGUAGUAUAAGUAUGAGCUAAAUAGAUACAAAAAGCAAUAGAUCUUAUGCAGACUCAAUAUUUUAGAGUUAAGAUAAUUCUAAAAGUGAAGGCCAGGUUUCUGUUCCAGGAAGGAAGUCAAUUAGCAAUAUAAAAGUUUAAAAUGAAUACUAUCCUCCUAAUAAAUCAACCUUAAGCUAAGGAGAGUUAUCAUAAAGUCAUGAAAUAUCUUAAGAUUACAGUAGAAGAAGGAGUACUGAUAGAAGACCUUAGUAAAACAAUAAAUAUAAUAACUAAAAUCAAAACAACAAAGUUGUUGGAGACGAUAUGUGGAAAUAUAUGUCAGAUGAUUAUAGUGAAGGAUAAGUUUGA